CCUCUAUUUUAUUUUAUUUUUUCCUCUCCGCACCACCCACUUCACGUGCCUGGUCACUUAGAAGAUGGCUUGACAGCGUUCCGCUUUUUUUUUCUCCCCGAUUGUAUUGGAAGUCAGAUUGUUACAUCCGUAUUUUUAAUGACAUUUAUUUGUGUGAUUUUACACAUUUGGCCAACAGGUCGACUGAAUAUAUUGAACCAUAGGCUUAAUUUCUUUUUUUUCCUUUAACGUUCGACCCCCACCUCCCUUUCCCCAAGUGGGAUGGUGGCGAAACAGGGUGCCAGAGAAUUUUAUCCUUACUUACUGCAUCCCUGAGUUAUAAAUAUGGCCCAGCAGCAGAUGCCAAGCUCACAGAAGGCCCUCAUGCUGGAGGUUAAGUCCCUGCAGGAGGAACCCGUGGAAGGUUUCCGGAUCACUUUGGUGGAGGAGUCCGAUCUUUACAACUGGGAAGUGGCGAUCUUUGGGCCCCCUAAUACAUUAUAUGAGGGAGGAUACUUCAAGGCUCAUAUUAAGUUUCCAGUAGAUUAUCCCUACUCUCCUCCAACCUUCAGGUUUCUCACAAAAAUGUGGCAUCCUAAUAUUUAUGAGAAUGGAGAUGUCUGUAUUUCAAUCCUUCACCCCCCAGUAGAUGAUCCUCAAAGUGGUGAACUGCCUUCUGAGAGGUGGAACCCAACCCAAAAUAUAAGGACUAUUCUGCUCAGUGUUAUCUCUCUACUGAAUGAGCCCAACACCUUCUCUCCUGCCAAUGUUGAUGCUUCAGUCAUGUUCCGAAAAUGGAGGGAGAGCAAAGGAAAGGACAAGGAAUAUGCAGAAAUCAUUAGAAAGCAAGUCCUGGCAACAAAAGUGGAGGCAGAAAAGGAUGGAGUGAAGGUUCCAACCACACUGGCAGAAUAUUGUAUUCAGACCAAAGUGCCUUCUCAUGACAAUUGCUCAGAUCUUCUGUAUGAUGACUUGUGUGAUGAUGAUAUUGAAGAAGAUGAAGGAGAAGGCUGUGAAGCUGUCGGAGAAGAAGGUGAUUGUUAUGAGGAUGAGAAUUCAGAAAUUGAAGGGCUAUGACCACCCUUUUUUUUCUUUUCUGUCUUGCCUCAUUAUGUAGUGUCUACCCAUGUGCUUUCUCAUGUGCCUUUUUACCUUCCUCCACAAUGUUUAACAUGAAUGCAGACUAAGGUGUUUUGUUGUAGCACUUCUGAGGUUAAACAUUCUCAAAUAACAUAAAAGUUGAUAGAAUAGCAAGAGUCGUGUCUUUACCCAUUUUACAUAUUUAUUUAUUGAAUAGGUAAUGGAAAUGAUGUAACAUGCUUAUUUUCUUUAUUGGUGCUAUUAUAAGUUUUACAUGAUUAUCUUAUAUUUUCAAUAGAUGAGAAGAGUUGUAAGCUAUAUUUAUUCUGACUUGAUCAUAACACACACAUUUAAAAUAUCAUCUGAACCAAAAUACAAAUGUGAAAAUAUUUGACUUUUUAAAUUUAUCUUGUACUUUGUGUGCAUAUACAAUCAUAAUCCAUCCAUCACAGGAGAAAGAACAUCACAGUUACAGAUGAGACAGAAUUACUGCAGACUUCUAAAUUUAGGACACUGGCAGUGACUAGUGUAUCCAUGCAGUGGAGCAUUUGUCUUCUAGUAACAUGUGUUGUACUACUUUCCAUGUGCUAGAUACACUGAUCACUAAGGUUAUGAAUUACUGAAGUUAUUCUUUUUUUUCUAAUUGAUUUUAUUGAAAUCAUACAACAUUCCAUACAGAUAGAUCAAUUUUUACAAAAAUAGGAUUGAAAACAGAAUUACUGAAGUUAUUGUAAUCAUUUGUUACAUUGUAGUGUUUUGCAUAUUUCAGAUCCUCAGAGUUGUAACAAUAAAAACACAUUCAAAUAGUCUUGGAUCAUAGCAGAUGUUCAGACGUGUUAAACUCAGGUCAAUAUAAAUCUCAUCACAAGAUGUGUAUAUAAUUAAUCAAUUAUUGCAGGCAUUCCUGUAAUGUAAAAAUAAGUGAUACAGUUCCUUGAAGCAUUUUGAAAGAUUUCAAUAUUAAUCCAAAAUUUUAAGCUUUCCAUAUAACACCAACUUGAUAGUCUUUGAAUAAAGCAGGAGCCAUUGUACACCCAAUGAUUCAACAUAAAUUUCCAUAGCAAAGUAAAGCAUCACUGUGUUUAUCUGGUAAAUGACACUGGAGUAAUAUAAGAAAGGUGGGUGUUUCUUCCUUCACUUAGCACACAUAAUCACACUUCCUUCCAACUCAUGUGCCCAAAAUUGUGAAGUAAUGAGCUAAAAACCACUGAUUUGUCCAAGUAAAUUCUUUUAGCCCUGAUAGGUCCAACAUGCAAAAUUUUAUUUAUGUACAAUAUAGUUCUUCUAAAUUUGGAUCUGUAUGAUCAUCAAGUCUUUUAUGACUUUUUCACAGUUAGUGUACUACUGAAAUUGUUCAGUAGAAAGCUAAAACAGUAUGUUAAACAGGGCAGUUUGUUUUUUUGUCAUAAAAAUACAUGAUAGUUAAUCACCAUAGAACUGUUUUAUCACAAUCUGAAAAGUGUUAGCCACUUAAUACUAUCAUUUUAUUAAUUUUCUUUAAGUGAUCGAGAUCUGUGAACCCAAAUUUAUAUUUUCAGUAAAUUUCAAAAACAUAUAAUUGUUUAAAUUAUCAUGAGUGCAAAUUGAGAAUAUUUGCUUGUACUUUACUUUUCAAAACUGAAGGAGAUUACUGAAAGCAAAUAUUUGAUAAUAUGACAUAUUUUCCUGACAACCAUAUUCACCCUGUCUGCUUUAACAAUGUUAAAGGAAAUAUUUUUGUGUUGCAUUUUAACCAUGUUGUAUUCACUUUUAGCUACUGUUAUUAAAGACAUUGAAAAUUCUCUUUUAUCUCAGCUGUAUUGUUUCUUUUGUUUAAAACCACAUUUUAAAAAAUGAAUUUUU
Molecule: messenger RNA, 2901 nt
Organism: Erpetoichthys calabaricus (reedfish)
Lineage: Eukaryota; Metazoa; Chordata; Cladistia; Polypteriformes; Polypteridae
Product: ubiquitin-conjugating enzyme E2 R2
Exons: 5
Coding region: 325-1056 (243 amino acids)
Biological process (GO): ubiquitin-dependent protein catabolic process; protein polyubiquitination
Molecular function (GO): ubiquitin conjugating enzyme activity
Source: RefSeq, a predicted model, not a curated record